Molecule: messenger RNA, 662 nt
Organism: Tinamus guttatus (white-throated tinamou)
Lineage: Eukaryota; Metazoa; Chordata; Aves; Tinamiformes; Tinamidae
Source: RefSeq, a predicted model, not a curated record
UGUUACUCAGAACUGAUCUGAUUGUUAUUUUCCUUAUUCUAGCUUUUCUACGGAAAGUUUACAGCAUUCUUUCAGUUCAAGUUCUUCUGACCACAGUCACAGCUGCAGUUUUUCUGUACUGGCCUGGACUUCAGGCAUUUGUGCAUGAAAGGCCUGCCUUGCUGUUGAUAUCUGCAUUUGGAUCUUUGGCUACAAUCUUGGCCUUGGCAUUCUACAGACACCAGCAUCCCAUUAAUUUAUAUCUCCUUUUUGGAUUUACCCUUUUGGAAGCACUGUCAGUUGCUGUUACAGUCAGUUUCUAUGAUGUAUCCGUUGUCCUCCAAGCCUUUAUUCUUACUACUGCUGUAUUCCUUGGACUGACUGCAUAUACUUUGCAAUCCAAAAGAGACUUCAGCAAAUUUGGAGCAGGCCUCUUUGCUUGUUUAUGGAUUUUAAUCAUCUCAGGAUUCUUGAGGAUGUUCUUUCAUAGCGAGUCGGUGGAACUGGUGUUUGCUGCUGCUGGAGCACUUCUGUUCUCUGGAUUUAUUAUUUAUGACACUCAUUUGCUGAUGCAAAGAUUAUCCCCUGAGGAGUAUAUACUGGCUUCGAUCAAUCUCUACCUGGACAUCAUCAGUCUGUUCUUAAACCUGCUGCGAGUGCUAGAUUCAAUUAAUAAAAAAUAA